Molecule: messenger RNA, 1806 nt
Organism: Xiphophorus hellerii (green swordtail)
Lineage: Eukaryota; Metazoa; Chordata; Actinopteri; Cyprinodontiformes; Poeciliidae
Gene: dusp22a
Product: dual specificity phosphatase 22a
Exons: 8
Coding region: 189-794 (201 amino acids)
Biological process (GO): signal transduction; protein dephosphorylation
Cellular component (GO): cytosol
Molecular function (GO): protein tyrosine phosphatase activity
Source: RefSeq, a predicted model, not a curated record
ACGUCAAAACAAUCCGGAAGACGGUAAAGCAUGACGGAACUGCUGCUCAGCGGAGGCGAGGUCAAGGCUACGGUGAUCCCAAAUGUUCAUAGAAAUAUAAUCGGCUGAACCUGUCCAUGCUGACAUAGCGCAGCUUUUCCAGAUAUCCGAACUGGUGUAGCUCCACCGUAAACAGGUCCAGCGACAUCAUGGGGAAUGGAAUGAAUAAGGUUGUUGAUGGACUGUACCUGGGCAACAUAAGAGAUUCGGAAAACAGAGAAGGUCUCUCCAAAAACGGAAUCACCCACAUCCUUUCAGUAUACAACAACGCUAAGCCAGUGCAUGAGGACAUGACAUACCUUUGUAUUCAUGCGGCUGAUGCUUCCAGUCAGAACCUACUGCAGCAUUUCAAAGAGUGCAUCGGCUUCAUCCACCAGUGUCGCCUCAAUGGUGGAGCCUGUUUGGUUCACUGUCUUGCAGGUGUGUCGCGCAGCACCACCAUGGUGGUGGCCUACCUGAUGACCGUCACCCACUACAGCUGGGAGGAAUGUCUGACUGCAGUGAAGGCUGUUCGCUCGUUUGUCGGCCCAAACUACGGCUUCCAGGAGCAGCUGCAGGAGUACCAGAACACACGCGUCUCCGAGUACCGAGUUUGGCUUCAGUCCAGUUUUCGUCCCAGUCCGUUCAAUGACCAGCAGGAGGUGGAGGCUCUGUUAAACCAGUAUGCUGAGCAGCAGGAGAGCCAGGGCAGAGCGGUGGACCACAGCUGGAUGAACCGGGGAGUAGACGCUGCUGAUGCUGAAGGCGACAGCUAAAGCUCCAGCUCCGUAGCCCCCAUACCGAAUGCAACUUUUUAGUUUGGAUUAAAGAAAUGGGUUUUUUUUAAGCUCUGGAUAUUUAUUUAGAAAUUUGCUACAAACUUUGAUUUCUUAUAUCACUGAACACUGCCAUUGCUAUGGUUUUGGUGACGCCUUACAAUAAACACCCCAGCACUUUAGCCAUAAUGAGUAACUUCCAUGUAUCUUUUUUUUUUGUUUGUUUUUGUUUUGUUUAUUUAUUUAUUUAUUUUUUUACCAUUGACUCAGCAGCCUUACAUCUGACUGAUUAAUGCUGUUUCGAUUAAAAACUGUUUGCCUUUUUGAAAAAUGAGAUGCUCCAGUUCAGCCAUAAUGUCUUAUUUUUACGUACAUCCCUUCAGUUUCUCCAAAAUAAACUAUUUAACACCGCAGCUUGUGAAAUCAUCAUGUGCAUUGGACUGAUGCAUUUUUCAAGUGCAUCUGAUUAACAGAUAAUGAGAAAGAUUUUUUUUUUUAUUAUUUGAUCACAUUACACAGACCAAAAUGCAUUACCUGGACCCCACAGUGAAACUUCCUGAUUUGGUGGAAAUAAUGAUGAUGUGUAGUAGGUGACAGAGUGUUGCACAAACUUCUACUUUCCCUGCUCAGGAGGGAACUUUAUGCUCCUUGUCAGGCUGUAAGUAGAAAAAAGAGAACAGUUAAACAAUAAAAGCAGGAGGUAACAUUUGGUGACAGAUUGCUUUAAUUGUCCACAAUAAUUUAUGGCACUAUAAACACAUUGAAAAUGUUUUAACAUUUAGAAAAUGUUACUUGAGGUAAAAUAAACUCAAUGAACUUUGAAGAGUAAUCACCCUUUGAUUUCCAAACACCUGUCUUCCUUUUAAUGCCUCUUUGUAAUGCAAUUGUGGAUUUAAAAAAAAAUAUAUAUUGUUAAAUUUCUGUUCUGUUUUAAUUAUGUAUAUAUGAUUUAUUUUGUUGUUAUGUUUUAUAAAGAAAUGCAAAAUUGCUAAUAAAUCUGAAGCUCUUGCAA